UUUGGGGCUGGAUGGAAAGGUGGAGUGGAGGAGAAACAGGGAGGUGCUGAGGGAGAAUAGAAAGACGCCCUUUAAAACAGAAUCCAACUGUUUUUGCAGCUCACUCUGGAGAUAAUCCCACCUGCGUGAGGAAUUCUGGACAAUGGCUUCCACCACCUCAGGUGAUGUUCUGCCAAAAGGCGGGAGUGUCUUCACCACCUUUCCCGACAUCUUCUUCAUCCCUGAGUUUGUCUUUGGAGGUUUGGUGUGGAUCCUUGUGGCAUCAACUCACGUUGAACCAGCCAACCCUUUGGGCUGGGUGAUGUUUGUAUCAGUCUUCUGCUUCGUCGGGACGACUCUGUGGUUCUUUAUCUUUGUCUGUGGAGGCAAUCAGAGCAGCGCUUGGCCUGCUGUGGAUGCAGGUUUUCAUUUCUUGGCAGUGGUUUUCUACCUGAGUGCAUCAGUGGAUUUAGCCUUCAUCACCUAUGUCAAUGGCAAGUUUUUGCCGGGAACCAGUGAUCUUAAAACCUACAGAUUGGAAAUUUCUGCUGUGGUGAUGUCACAUGUGGCCACUCUUCUCUACUUCCUCCACGCCAUUUUCUCUGCCAUCCGAUGGAAAAGGGCCUAAACAGACCAGUGACCCAGCGACACUUGAAGCACGAGGAGAAUGAAAGAUAAAUCACCAGAAAACUUCUUAUCUUAGUGAAUACAUGCUGAAAAAUGUUGUGAAAGUGGAGAACAAAUGGAAAACCCACAGGUCAUCUGAAGCGGAUCAUGAUGUCACUGUUUGUUGUUUCCUUGUUGUAACUAACAACAAUAAUUAGACAAAGUCAGGUGAACUUGUCAAAGUCGAAACUCAGAAACUGAAUAAUAAAAACUAAAACAACUCAACAAAAACAAAAAGAAUAAAACUUUUUAUACUACAGUGACUUAUCUAUUUACAUUACUUAGUCAAUUACAGAAAGACUAACUAUCAAAUUUCUGUCAAUUUGCGAUAUUAGGGAUAACAAUUAUUUUCUGUCGAGUUUCUUUUCCUUUUUUAAACAAACAAAUCACAAAUGAUUAUGUUUAUAUUCAGUUUGAACACAAAUGUCUUAUACUGUAUAUUUUCCCUUUGCUAUUUUUAAGUAUAUGUUUUAAAUAAUAUAAAAAAUACCUUUAAAUAUUUUAUUAUAAAUAAUUCAAUGAUUUCACAGUUUAGGUUUGAAUUCUUUGACACAAAAUAAAUUGAGUGAAUAUGCAAAAGUUUUUUUUUUCAAUUAAGAAUCCUGACUUCCACCAGUUUUUGUAACAUAAUUUUUGAACCAUGCAUUUAAAAGAACCGGUCUUCGAUUUAAUAAUGAUGUGAGUUAAAUUAGUUGGUACUCUUCCACAAUAAUCAAAGGUUGCAACUGGCUAAAAUGUUCCUGUUUUGUCUCAUUAAAUUUCUGUCUUACAGUUUAUUUUAUUUACUUUUUUUUGGACUUUCUUAGGUUUUCAUCCACGGAUUUCAUCCAUGAUUCAAAAUGCAAUAUUAUGUACAUGGUGCGACCAGAUUGUGAAUCACUUUGACCUUGAAGUUAGUUCAACUUAAUGAUUUUGGAUUGUUUCUUUGGUUCUUUUUUUUUUUACCAUCCAAACAAACCACCUGAUCAACCUGAGGUCACAUCUCUUCUUGUCUCCACAUCCUGGGAGGUUGACUACAGUCCCUUGAACCUUAUACUUUUAAUGAGAUCGGAUAAUUUGGUGAGAGGAUUGGACCAUGAAGCUGAUAAAGAUAGUCUUUAUCUUCUUUCCGAGGGGUGAACACAGCCAUGCCAAACAACCAUGUGGCUGACGCCAACAGUCUAGAUGGACAAGUCUUGAACAGAACAGAAUAGAAUAGUAUAGAAACAGUCUUUAUUGUCCCACACGGGGAAAUUCAGGUGUAAUAGCAGCAGCAGAUACACACAUCAAUCCACAAGUCUUCUGUUGUUCACAUCUUUAUUUAAUUUGUAAAUAAAAAAAGUUUCUGUGCCACUAUAGAGCCAUAAACCCCUCUAUUAAACUGGAAUGGACCACUCUGGAAGCUGGAGGGGGGCGAGGUAUGAAGCUCCUCAUUUGGAUUAAAAGAGACAUCAAAACGAGUUGAUCUGACACACCUCAGAAAAGGGGUGAAAGAGGGGCUUGUGGAGUUACAAUGAGGAGGAAUUCAGACCAAAGCAUUGCAGUUCCACUUUAUAUAGA
Molecule: messenger RNA, 2184 nt
Organism: Austrofundulus limnaeus
Lineage: Eukaryota; Metazoa; Chordata; Actinopteri; Cyprinodontiformes; Rivulidae
Product: myelin and lymphocyte protein
Exons: 4
Coding region: 143-607 (154 amino acids)
Biological process (GO): myelination
Cellular component (GO): membrane
Molecular function (GO): structural constituent of myelin sheath
Source: RefSeq, a predicted model, not a curated record